Pyrus x bretschneideri (Chinese white pear) is the source of this 1226-nucleotide messenger RNA. RefSeq lists its product as uncharacterized. The transcript has 7 exons. Bases 127 to 927 code for a protein of 266 amino acids. Lineage: Eukaryota; Viridiplantae; Streptophyta; Magnoliopsida; Rosales; Rosaceae. The record is from RefSeq and is a predicted model, not a curated record.
CUCUUCGUCCAAGCUAUUGUAGAAGCAAAAUAAACCUUAAUUUUCACGACCUUCUUAACCCGGUUGAGUUACAAGUUUUUUACUUUUUUGAAAUUCGAUUUCAGCUCUCGUCUCUCUAAGCUUCCCAUGGAUUCCCGCAGUUCCUCUUCUCCUUUUGAUUCCAUCAUUUUCGAUUUAGAUGACACUCUGUACUCUUCCAACCUUGGACUCGGUGAAGCUUGCAAGAAGAACAUCGAUGAUUUUCUCGUUGAAAAAUGCGGAUUCCCAGAGAGCAAGGCGUCCGGCCUUCGCGUUGAGCUUUUCAAAAAAUACGGCAGCUCCCUCGCUGGCUUACGAGCGUUGGGGUACGACAUCGACGCCAAAGAUUACCACGACGUCGUGCAUGGAAGGCUGCCAUACGAUCGGAUCAAACCCGACCCUCAGCUCCGAGACCUCCUCCGCAGCAUCUCGCAAAGAAAAAUCAUAUUUACGAAUUCGGAUCGGAAGCACGCGGUGAAGGUGUUGGAACGUCUGGGAGUGGAGGAGUACUUCGAUCGGAUCAUAUGCUUUGAGACAAUGAACCCAAACCUUCCAAGUUCGACUCAGCCGGACGAGUUCCCGGUGGUCCUGAAGCCGUCCAUAAAGGCCAUGGAGAUCGCGCUCCGGGCUGCGGAGGUCGAUCCUCGCCGCACGCUGUUUCUCGAUGACAACGUGCGUAACGUCGCCGCGGGGAAAGCUGUUGGUCUACGCACCGUUUUGGUUGGAAAAACCGUGAAAAGCAAGGAAGCAGAUUACGUGUUAGAGAAUGUGAACAACAUGGCACAAGCAAUAUCAGAAGUAUGGGUGGGAGGAAGCGGCGCAAAGGAUGGUAGCAACCAAAGGAUCAGCCGCACCCGAAGCGACAUCGAGCUCGAUUCCGUCCUCACCGCCACAGCUGUCGGAGCUUGACGGAGUUCACUCACUCGUCCACCUUUCCAGAUGUUUUUGCUGCUGGCUUUGGUUGGAUUUGGGUUAGCCUGUUAUGCUUGGGAUGUGCUUUUGUACAUAUUUUUCUCAAUUAUGUCUAAAUGUGUUCAUAAUAUGUCAAUUAUUAUGGGUUGUGCGUAUGAGGAUAUCUUCAAGUGUAUAUUCCCAAUCCAAAGUGUAUCUAUGCAAUGUACCAGUAAAUAAUAGUCCUUUAAUUUAAGGAAAAAAGGUUUAUGUAAGCAGUGGAUUGACCUAGUAGAUAGAGUCAGUUUCCUCUUCAA